AUGACCAACCCAUCAUAUUCUAAUAAGCCAUACUGGAAACUUGUACUAGAAAACACUUCCAGUGGCAACGUACAAAAGAAGAUCAAAAUUGAAGGCAAAGAGCUGUCAUCUCUCCCGUUGGAAGUAUUUAACUAUGAAGAUGCGGAAAUUCUAAAGAUGAGUCCCGAAAGAGAGAGUUGUCUAACAUAUCAGACACAUUUUAUUCCUAAACAGAUAGGACAUUUAAUUCAUUUAACAGCCUUGUAUCUGGACACAAAUGAUCUCAGGGAGAUUCCACUGGACAUUGGGACCCUAAAGAACUUAAGGACACUAGCCCUCAGUAACAAUUUUCUGGACUUUCUACCUCCAGAACUUGCCCAGCUGAAUAAACUGCAGAGUUUACACCUCGCCAAUAACAAUUUUAAGGAUUUCCCUUUAGUGAUUUGCCAGUUUUCCAAUCUAACAUUUCUGGAUGUAAGUGAUAAUGAAAUAAAAGCAAUCCCGGACAGAAUUAACCAUCUUGUAAAUUUGAAGACAUUUUUAUUAAUAUAUAAUCGUGUGCAAGAUCUCCCCAAAGAACUUUGCCAUUUAAGAAGAUUACGUUGCCUGUGGCUUGGAAACAAUGAGUUACAAGAGCUUCCUCUUAAUUUUGGAAAUCUGACAAAGCUUGACUGGGAUGACAGCUAUUGCUCCUUUAAUUUUGAAGGGAAUCCCUUGAAACAUCCUCCAACAGACAUUUGCAGGAAAGGUCUCAAAGAAAUCCGAAACUAUUUAUCUACACAUCAAUAG
This is a messenger RNA of Pelobates fuscus (common spadefoot toad), 768 nucleotides long. Its product is annotated as leucine-rich repeat and death domain-containing protein 1-like. Gene Ontology annotation, molecular function: protein binding. Bases 1 to 768 code for a protein of 255 amino acids. Lineage: Eukaryota; Metazoa; Chordata; Amphibia; Anura; Pelobatidae. The transcript has a single exon. The record is from RefSeq and is a predicted model, not a curated record.